CCACCUUGCAAAAGUCAAACUGAAUAUCUCCAUGACCGGUGACCCAAAGAAACAUUACGUUCACAUGAUUUAACUUUUUGACGUUUCUGCUCUGUUGUUUUGCAUAUUAACAGCACCCUAAAGCUGAGAAUUCUUACACUUUGCUCGUUUUGGGUGGUUUUUGGAGGACUGCAUAAUGGCCGGACUGAAAGAAAGGUUUCAGGCUUUUGUGAACAAUAGAUGGCUGGUUUUUGUUGCUGCAAUGUGGAUGCAAUCUUGUACUGGGCCUGGCUAUAUAUUUGGCAGCAUAUCGCCAGUGAUGAAGAGUUCUUUGAAUUAUAAUCAAAGGCAGCUUUCAAAGUUGGGUGUGGCUAAAGAUCUUGGAGGUAGUGUUGGGUUUAUAGCCGGGAGUUUGUCUGAGAUAUUGCCUCUAUGGGGUGUUUUGCUUGUUGGUGCUUUGCAGAAUCUUAUCGGUUAUAGUUCGCUUUGGUUGAUUGUUACUGGGAAAGUUCCGGUUUUCCAACUGUGGGCUAUGUGCGUCUUAAUUUUUGUGGGAAACAAUGGUGAGACCUACUUCAAUACGGCUGCACUUGUUUCUUGUGUGCAAAACUUUCCCAAAAGCAGGGGUCCAGUGGUAGGAAUCCUCAAGGGAUUCGCUGCUUUGAGUGGUGCAAUUUUGACUCAGAUAUACACAAUGAUUAAUUUCCCAGAUCAAGCAUCUUUGAUAUUCAUGGUUGCUGUUGGACCAACCAUGGUGGUUUUUGCUUUGAUGUUCAUUAUCAGACCUGUUGGAGGUCACAAAGAAGUGCGUCCAUCUGAUGGUUUAAGUUUCACAGUUGUUUAUAGUGUGUGCCUCCUUUUGGCUGCUUACUUGAUGGCAAUCAUGCUUCUAGAAGAUCUUGUUAGUGUGAGCCACAAUUUAAUCACAGUUUUUACUCUGAUUUUGUUUGUUCCUCUUUUCAUUCCCAUCGUAUUGAGUUUCUGCGAAGAGUAUAGAGAUCCGGCAGAAGAGGUUCUACUACCAAAGCCUUACCAACAUGACGCCGGAAAUCCCGAACAGGAUACUCGGGAACAUGAAGUAGUAUCCAGUGAGUUUAAAGAUGAAAACCACGAGGAAGUAGACUCACUUGUGGUGCCGGAAGGGCAAAAACGAAUUGCUCAGUUGCAAGCAAAACUUUUCCAAGCGGCUACUGUAGGGGCAGUAAGGGUGAAGAAUAGAAAAGGUCCUCAUAGAGGGGAGGACUUCACCUUGAUGCAGGCUUUGACCAAAGCAGACUUUUGGCUUAUUAUGUUCUCUCUUCUAUUAGGUUCAGGAUCAGGGUUAACAGUUAUAGAUAAUCUUGGUCAGAUGAGCCAAUCUCUAGGGUAUGAUAAUACUCAUAUAUUUGUAUCCAUGAUUUGCAUUUGGAACUUCAUCGGUCGUGUUGGUGGCGGUUACAUCUCGGAGAUCAUUGUGAGGGAUCAUGCUUAUCCAAGGCCAAUUGUCAUUGCUGUGGCGCAGCUUGUUAUGGCUGUUGGCCAUGUCUUUUUUGCUAUGGGAUGGCCUGGAGCAAUGUAUAUUGGUACUUUGUUGAUAGGGCUUUGCUAUGGUGCUCACUGGGCAAUUAUGCCAGCUACUGUCUCUGAGUUGUUCGGCUUGAAAAAGUUCGGGGCUUUCUACAAUUUCCUCAAUCUGGCAAAUCCUGCUGGUACACUCGUCUUCUCAGGUGUAAUUGCUAGUAGAAUUUAUGACCGUGAAGCAGAGAAACAAGCUCGUCAACAUCGUAUACAAUCGCAUAUUUCAGGCUCAAUUUUCUCAGGAAUGCUUGCCGCAGAUGAAUCGCUUAAUUGUGAAGGAUAUCCUUUUCCAAGAGAAUUUCAGAUGAAUUUACACUCAGAUGAAAGAAAGCAGGUUCAGUGACGUUACUAAGGUCAAAAUAUCAGUUUCAUUCCAUGAGGUGUUAUGUUCUAUGUUGGUCACCCUUGUGUGCAAGUUUCGGAUAUUGGUAUUUAUCUAACACGGGUAUAUUCAACUUUUUAAAGCUUUUUCAUGUAUUUCGAGAGUCUUUAGAGAAUAGUAUUCUCAACUCAGAGAUGCAUCAGACAUGGAAGCUUCAAAAUAAAAAAUGAAGAAUCAAAGCAACAUAAAAUUGAUGGAGCUUCAUUUUCAAGGAGAAAAUAAUAGAUUAAUGACUUACAUGCAUUGUAAGAGAAUGUCAUGAUACCUUCCAAUUUUACUUCAUUUUAAGAUACUUGUAAAACGAGUAUCGCUAAAUGCUAAGUUACUAACAGUAUCCUCUCAAGAAUGUGAGGGAACUAAAAUCAGAUGCCAAAAAUGGACAAAAAUAACAAAUGAAACUAGCCAUUAAAAUUUCCAAAUUGGAUACAUCAAGUUUGUACACUUUCCAGAUACCAAUCUAACUUCAAUACAAGAAAAGCAUAUAUAGAUAUAGUUCACGGAUUCAAUCAGCAAACAGGAUUAUCAUCCGUAGCAUCGGCAGCCGAAGCAAGCACAAGUUCAGGUUGAACUAAAAUUCCUUCCUUUUUUGCCUUCGUUUGAUCACGUCGCAUCCUGAAGUACUCUCUCUUCCUU
Molecule: messenger RNA, 2551 nt
Organism: Gossypium arboreum
Lineage: Eukaryota; Viridiplantae; Streptophyta; Magnoliopsida; Malvales; Malvaceae
Product: protein NUCLEAR FUSION DEFECTIVE 4-like
Exons: 4
Coding region: 176-1879 (567 amino acids)
Cellular component (GO): membrane
Source: RefSeq, a predicted model, not a curated record